This is a messenger RNA of Fukomys damarensis (Damara mole-rat), 2347 nucleotides long. RefSeq names its product Cbl proto-oncogene C (gene Cblc). NCBI's taxonomy places the organism in Eukaryota, Metazoa, Chordata, Mammalia, Rodentia, Bathyergidae. The transcript is spliced from 12 exons. Gene Ontology annotation, biological process: negative regulation of epidermal growth factor-activated receptor activity; cell surface receptor signaling pathway. The record is from RefSeq and is a predicted model, not a curated record. Gene Ontology annotation, molecular function: SH3 domain binding; calcium ion binding; ubiquitin protein ligase activity. Gene Ontology annotation, cellular component: membrane raft; plasma membrane. The annotation marks the transcript as partial.
UGGGACUUUCUCCAGUUGUACCUGGCCAACCUGGAGGCCAAGGGCAGGCAGGUGGCCGCGCUCCUUCCAUCUCGAGGCAGAGGGGAAGCCAACGAUGAGCUCUUCCGGGAGGGCUCCAGGCUCAGGCGGCAGCUGGCCAAGCUGGCCCUCAUUUUCAGCCACAUGCACGCGGAGCUGGGUGCGCUCUUCCCCCGGGGAAGGUACUGCGGGCACAGGUACCAGCUCACCAAGGCCGCGGCCCAUGACUUCUGGAGGGAGCGCUGUGGUGCCCGCUGUGUGCUGCCCUGGGCCGAGUUCCAGUCACUGCUGAGCACCUGCCACCCCGUGGAACCUGGUGCCACCGCCCAGGCCCUGCGCUCCACCAUCGACCUCACCUGCAGCGGCCACAUAUCCGUCUUCGAGUUUGACAUCUUCACCAGGCUCUUCCAGCCCUGGCCGACAUUGCUGAAGAACUGGCAGCUCCUGGCCGUCAACCACCCAGGCUACAUGGCCUUCCUGACGUAUGAUGAGGUGCAGGCAUGCCUGCAGGCCUGCAGAGACAAACCAGGCAGCUACAUCUUCCGGCCCAGCUGCACCCGCCUGGGGCAGUGGGCCAUCGGGUACGUGAGCACGGACGGCAGCAUCCUGCAGACCAUCCCUCCCAACAGACCCCUGUUCCAGGUGCUCCUGGAAGGACAAAAGGACGGCAGCUUCUGCUACCCAGACGGGAAGAACCACAACCCAGACCUGACAGAGCUCUGCCAGGCAGAACCUCACCAACGCAUCCAUGUGUCAAAGGAGCAGCUGCAGCUGUACUGGGCCAUGGACUCCUCCUUCGAGCUGUGUAAGAUCUGCGCGGAGAGGAACAAGGACGUGCAGAUUGAGCCGUGCGGACACCUUCUCUGCAGCCACUGCCUGGCUGCCUGGCAGCACCAGGACAGCCAGACCUGCCCCUUCUGCCGCAGCGAGAUCAAGGGCCGAGAGGCCGUGAGCAUCUAUUGGCUCUCAGGGGAGACAGCGGAGGGUGGGGCCGCUGCUGUGGACACGGAGGACAGCGGUGACCAAGAGGAUGUGGAGCUGGAGCAGGUGGCCCCCUAUGCUCCCCCUCUCCCCCCUCGGCUAGAUCUGCCCCCCAGGAGACCCAGAAGUGAAUGCCAGCUGGAGGUGGCACCUCUGGCCCUCCCCCGGCUCCGGCCCCCCUUUCCCUUGCCCAGAGUGAGGACUGUGGCCUCAGCCGUGUGGAAUGCCACCCCCAGGGCCCAGGCCGCGGAAGGGGCCACAGAAAACUCCUAAAGGAAAGCACACCCCUCCAGCUGCCCCGGUGGGGCCCCGAUGGCUCCCCAGGCCUUGAAACCAGGGCGCCCAGAUGUGUCCGCUGCAGGGACCCUCGGGCUGGAGGGGGUUUGUGAAGCAGAAAUAAAAGUGCCAAGCCUGACUGGACCUCUCGUGUGUGAAGGAAAAGGGCAGCAGCCGCCAGGGGGCAGCUUGUCGCUGAGAAAGGGUGGACCCCGAGCCUGGGGACCACAGGAUCACCCGGGAGCCCCAGCCCCACGCCCACUCUGCCCCCCACAUGGCAUAGAGGCGCCCGGGCUUCUCCAGUCCUGGGAGUCCAGCCCCACCCCAUCAUGGCGGGCUUGCAGGGGUGCAGAGGGUGCCCCUGACUGGCCUGAAGUCAGGGAGGGCUUCCGGGAGCGUCAGUGGCUGGGCUGAGACGGGAAAGGUGACAUGAGGCACGGGGAGGAGGCUCAAAAGUCUGUGUCAGGGAUUUAUUUCUCUCCAAGCCACGGAAGCCGCCUCAGGGACAGAAAGGGACUUUACUGACAAGGUAUGGAUGGGUCGCUCAGAAUCCCAGAGUGACCCGGAGAGCGGGGAUUGGAACCCAGGCGGGACCACACUGGCCAUCAGCAGUCACCGGCCAGUCACUCCGCAGAACGGCCCCAGGAGGCCACGCCGGGGCCCCAGCUCACAUCACCGCCUCAGCUGUCCCGGAAGCAGGAUGCGGCUGCUUUUCUCCUCAGCCACGCUCAACACGUCGCUCCAUGACUUCGCAGUGGAGGACAGAGCUGGCUGCGUUUAUUGCUCAUGGUUGCUGGGGCCAGGAUCUGGGGUGACCCUGAAAUGAGUGACUCUGGCUUAAGGUGCAAUCAGAAGGCACAAAUGAGUGGCACUUGGAGCAGGGAUGCUGAGGGCCGGAUGGUCUCCGUACCCCUGGUCCUGCCCUUGUGGAUCCAAUCUACUGUGAAUUGAUAUUUGUUUUUGAAACAGGAUCUUGCAGUGUAAUUCAGGCUUUCUUGAAUUUGAGGCACUCUUCCUGCCCCAGCCUCGGCGAGUGCUGGGAUUAUAGCAUGCGCCAUCACGCCCAGUGAUA